UCCGCUAUAAAAUAUAGUCUACAUAUUUUGUUGUUUUCGCUUUGUAGAACGCAGCGUCACAGUAUUAACACAUAAAACAUAAAUAUUCGUGUAUUAAAAAUAUUGUCUUUGUGUGGAGAAUGUCUUGUCUGUCCCGAAAAAUGACCCGAUUGACUCUUUACAUAGCAGUGAAAAUAGUCCGGCCGUAUAAAAUCGCUUGUCCUCCUCGCUGUAGAUCUUUUCCAGUCGCAUGUUGAAGUUUGAACUGAUCAUGUCUAGCGAUUCUCCUGAUUACAACAGCUCAAGAGAUCGUGAGCAUGACGCAGGGCCAGAGGGGAUGGAGCCUGAUGGUGUCAUCGAGAGCAACUGGAAUGAGAUUACAGACAACUUUGAUGACAUGGCCCUGAAGGAGACACUCCUUAGGGGUAUUUAUGCGUAUGGUUUUGAGAAGCCAUCGGCCAUUCAACAGAGGGCAAUCAUUCCUUGUAUCAAAGGCUACGAUGUCAUUGCCCAAGCCCAGUCAGGGACUGGCAAGACUGCCACGUUUGCCAUCUCUAUUUUGCAGCAGCUGGACAUGGAGCAGAAAGAGACCCAGGCUUUGGUACUGGCCCCCACCAGGGAGCUGGCUCAGCAGAUCCAGAAGGUGAUUCUGGCUCUGGGAGACUACAUGGGGGCUGCCUGCCACGCCUGCAUUGGGGGCACCAAUGUCCGCAACGAGAUGCAGAAGCUGACGGCCGAGGCCCCCCACAUAGUGGUUGGGACUCCAGGCCGGGUGUUUGACAUGCUUAACAGGAGAUACCUGUCUCCAAAAUGCAUCAAGAUGUUUGUCCUGGACGAAGCUGAUGAGAUGCUGAGUCGCGGUUUUAAGGAUCAGAUCUAUGAGAUCUUUCAGAAACUGAGCACAAACAUUCAAGUGGUCCUCCUCUCUGCUACCAUGCCUGCGGAUGUCCUGGAGGUGACCAAGAAGUUCAUGCGAGAGCCCAUUCGCAUCCUGGUGAAGAAGGAGGAGCUUACCCUGGAGGGUAUCAAGCAGUUCUACAUCAAUGUAGAGCGCGAGGAGUGGAAGUUGGACACGCUGUGCGACCUGUACGAGACUCUGACAAUCACUCAGGCAGUCAUCUUCCUCAACACCAGGAGGAAGGUUGACUGGCUGACAGAAAAGAUGCACGCGAGGGACUUUACUGUCUCUGCUCUUCAUGGAGACAUGGAUCAGAAGGAAAGGGAUGUGAUCAUGAGGGAGUUCAGGUCUGGCUCCAGCAGAGUGCUCAUCACUACUGACUUACUGGCUCGAGGAAUUGAUGUGCAGCAGGUUUCCCUUGUCAUAAACUAUGACCUUCCUACAAACCGAGAGAAUUAUAUUCACCGAAUUGGUCGCGGUGGCCGUUUUGGCAGAAAAGGCGUGGCUAUUAACUUUGUGACCGAAGAGGACAAGCGUAUCCUUCGGGAUAUCGAGACGUUUUACAAUACGACUGUUGACGAGAUGCCUUUGAACGUGGCUGACCUGAUUUGAACCGGUGGUUUGAGGAUUUAUUUGUAGCGCGGUGCUAGCGGUCGUACACUUGCAUUGUGCUUACAUUAUUGUUCGAGGUAAACUUCUCUCAAUGCUAUGCCUGAAUCAGACUUCGGAUAUUUGUAGGAUAAGGCGACGUCGAUGGUCUCUCGUGGACAGUUGUAGAUUCUAACCUUUUUAGAGAUUGUUGGUCAGAGCUCCAAAAGCCUUGGCGACAGGUACCAUUAUGGUUCUCAUCGGUUUAUUUCAGUGUUCAACUAAGGUUUGUGUAGUAGAUGUGCUUCACCGUUUAGUGAUCUUCUUGUGGACAAAACGGUAUAAGUGCUGUAUUAAGUCUGAUAAUUAUGUUACGCUAACAUAUGUUCUGUGUAAUUGCAAUUCUGUACUUUUUGUUAUAGAUUUAACCCUCUAUUUUAUGCAAUGUGUUAAAGUGUACUAUAUUUUAUCACUUUGUCCAAGUCCUUGGUUUUACCAUAUUUUGCUCACAUGCAGUUUACCUCUUAGUUUUCCAGAACUCAACGUUUUGAGCGUGUAGCUAUUUUCCCUGAAACUAUGAAUGUAUUAAUAAAACCAAACUUGCUGUACUAAAUUA
Molecule: messenger RNA, 2081 nt
Organism: Salmo salar (Atlantic salmon)
Lineage: Eukaryota; Metazoa; Chordata; Actinopteri; Salmoniformes; Salmonidae
Gene: eif4a2
Product: eukaryotic translation initiation factor 4A2
Molecular function (GO): ATP binding; nucleic acid binding; RNA helicase activity
Source: RefSeq, a predicted model, not a curated record